Molecule: messenger RNA, 4628 nt
Organism: Caenorhabditis angaria
Lineage: Eukaryota; Metazoa; Nematoda; Chromadorea; Rhabditida; Rhabditidae
Source: the annotation of a GenBank genome assembly
AUGUUUUGGAAAAACACUAGUUUUAUACUGGUGGCUUGUUGUUUGAUUGCUUCUUUACAAGGUUUGUUCUGUUUUUUUUCAAUUUUAUUGGAUGAAAAACUGACCCAAUUAACUUUGUUUUGUUCUAGCCGCCACCUUGGAUGAUAAAUGUUCACCAAGAUUUUUUGCGAAAGGUAUAAAGUAUGAGGAAGCUGUUGAAAUUGAUUUUUAUUAUACUGGGUACGUGGCAUAAUUGGAAAAAAAUCCAAUAAAAGAGUUGAUUUCAGAAUAAACCUUGGCUCGACUCGGGAUUGCGCUCGUUUCUGCGCUCAGCGUGAAUUUUGUCGCAGUGCUGUUUAUAACAGUCGCACUAGAACUUGUGGAAUCUCUUAUGAAUUCACAGUUCCUUGCGCAUCAAACCCUCAACGAUAUGAUGAUUUUGAAUUGAAGGGAAGAAAUCAAGGAGAUUUGAUUCAUAUUGCAUGUGUGGAUAGUUGCAAAAGCUCAUCAGCUGAUAAAAAUGACGGAGAACGAGUUCCGGUAAGUUGGGAACUUUUGGGAGAAAAAUUUCCUCACAUCUCCUGAUCCCUAUUUCCACUUCAGGUUGGAAUCAUUACUGGUGAACCAAACGACGGAAAAAUUGCAGUAAAAAUCACAGACUCUGUAAAAAAUAACGUGAUCACCGAUCCAUUAACAACCGAAAAACCACGUGCUGAAGGUUAUGUGACUCGUUUGAUUCUCGCUAAUAUUAGUGGACUACAAGAAGGUGGAGUUGGAUCGAUCGAACCAUUAACUCUCCAACAAAACGAUGAAAAUAAAACAUCUACAAAAGGUACAUUUAUUAUAACUCUCUUCUUCUUUUUUUCUUCAUCUCGCAUUCCAAUUCGUAAUUGUACAUAGUAAUUGACCGACGACAGUCAAUCAUGCUUGAUUGAAGUUUUGGGACAACAAUAAAUUGUUUUUUUUUUCUUGCAGGAAAUGCUAGUGGAAAAUCGCAAGUUUGCUAUCGAACAAUUCGACACAGAUAUUUGCUUGGCGCCACUUUUGAAGAGCACGAUGUUAAUUCAAUUAAUGAAUGUAGAUGUUUGUGUGCAGCUACAUAUAAAUCGAACUCGACACAAAAAUGUCAAUCGUUCCAAUACAAAGCUGGAAAAUGUUCGAUCAAUAAAGGAAACCAUUUGUUAGUAGUAUUUUCACAAAUUGAAUCUGAUAAAUUGAAAUUUUUUUUAGAGGCCAAUACGAUCUUAUCGAAAAACGCCGAACUGUCUAUCAAUAUGUUGAUUGUGAUAUUGAUGGUAAGAAUCAUAGCUGAUUGAUUUAUAAACUUGAAAAAUAAACUUGAAAAAUCUAAAAACAAAACAUGUUUCUAAAAAAAUUCACCACUGCUGUUGAAUUUAACACCAGUUUCAACCAAGAAAAAAUUACAGUUCUUCUCGAUGUUGCCUCAAACUUCUGUGCCAACUUCAAAGAAGAUGCUUCAACCCCAGCUCCAACAACCACACUUGCACCAAAAUCCACCACUAAGAAACCUGCACCAACUACAACCACCAAGAAGCCAGCAGCAAAACCCACAACAACCCAAAAAACAACUACCACAACUAAAAAACCAGCGCCAAAAGCCACCACACAGAAACCAAAACCAACACCAAAAGGUAAACCAACAAAGCCAGCCACAACUACCACAACUACAGUAACCCCAAAAACAACCACAGUAAGAGAAACUGGGGACGAUGAUGUUGUUGCAAGUGAUCUAAAUAUUGGUAAGCACAAUAUUUACAAUUGUUUGAUAAAUAAAAAUUUCCAGUUAAAAGUGGAUGCUUCGAAAUCAUCAAUGAUCAUUUGAUGGUCAGUGUUGCUGGAGGACUUGAACACGAUGUGACCAUCGAAGAAUGUCAAUGUAUUUGUGCCAACAGCAAGUAAGUCACAAAAAUAAAAUGCAUAUUUCGCAAUCUUCUCCUUGCUCCGCCCAUCAACACACAAAACAUAGCGUUUGCAAACACCCGUUCGCUGUCCGCUAGUAGUUUUAUGUAUAUACUCCCCCCUUCCACAAUUCUUCAGUUUUGCGCUGGGGCGAUAACGUGACCAAUGAGGCUUUGCCGAGGUGCGUUUAUUGCUGGUUGAAAACUUUUCCCAAUUGCCCGCGAUGGUCCCUGAAAUAUGGGUAUCAUACGCAAUUUUUGAACGACCCAAGGGGUCAGAAAUGUUGUAUUCUUAUAUUAUUAAUUUUCAGGAAAUCUGGAAAAUAUGAGUUCCAAUGUGCAUCUGCUACAUAUUAUCAUAUUGAAAGAGACUGUAUUUUGAAUUUAGAGGAUAGACAUAUGAAGCCAAAACUUUUCGAAAAACAAUUUGUGAACUUCAAUGUUUCUUAUAUUGGCACCACUUGUUCGACAGGUAUUAUUCAUAUAUGAUUGUUUAUCUCAAAAUAAAACUAUUUUUUCAGAGAAAACCUUGGAAAGCACAAAAGAUCUUGCUUCGAAAAAUUGCCGAAAAGAAUCUCCAACAACAACCACCCCAGUUAAUAAAAAAUCAGAGAAAAAGAAUGGAAAAAAUUCAGAUUCUUGUUUCAUCGAAUUGAAUGAUUUUGUAUUGGAAGGAACUGCGAUUGCUGUCGAAGUUACAGAUUCUCCACAAGAUUGUAAAUGCAAAUGUGCACAAGGAGAAAAAUUAUAUGGAGAAGAAUGUGCAUCUUUCCUUUAUUAUUAUGACAGUAAAACAUGUCUUAUAAAUAAACAAAACAGGUAUGUUUUAGAAAUACAAUAACUUGAAAAUAAUUUUUUAAAAACAUUACUUCUAGAUUCUCCAAUCCUGAAAAAUUCAACUUUGUUCCAAGCAUCAAUCAAACACGUAGCUAUUUUGAGUGGACUUGUGCUAACAAAGAUGAAGCUAGAAUCAAAUAUUUGGGAGAUGUUUGUCAAGUUCAAUCAGAUCCUGUUGAAGGAAAUCUAUUGAAUAAUGAUGCUGAAAAAAUUGAAACUGAUUCUGGAAGAGUUUUGAGACUCGAUGAGAAAGAUUUCUUGAAACGCAUUGAUGAAGUUGUUGAUCGCAAUGAAGUCAAAGUUGUGGAAAAGGUAAAUUUUAUAUCGGCCCCACAGAAAUAAUUUCUGAAACAAUUAAACCCAUAUUUUUCAGAAGUCCGAUAUCAAACCAAAGAAAAAUAUCAAGGAUGAUAUUUUGAAAAGAAUUCAAGACGCAGAAAAGACCUUGAGCACCAUGGUUUCGACGACUCCCUCAACAACAACAACCACCAAGAAAAUCACCCCAACAACCACCAAAAAACCAACAACCACAACUGAAAAGCCAACUGAAAAACCAAAAAUCACAACCAAAAAACCAAGAUCUGUCCCAGUCACAUCAACAACCACUCAAAAACCAAAAACUGAAGAUAGCACAAUUGUGAAAACCAAAAAAGUCGACGAAAAAACAUUACUCGAAAAAUUGAGUCAAGUCGUUGCCGAUGAGAAAGAAAAAGUUGCUUCCGCUUCAAAAUCGACAAAAUCGGAUGCUGCUACUGUUGAGAUGAAAAAAGUUAAUGAAAAAGAGAUUAUUCAGAAAAUUAAUGAGGCUAAUAGAUUAUUAGAAGCUUCAUCAACUGAACAACCAAAAACUACAACAACCGCUGAACUUAUCAUCAAUAAGAAGAAAACAACCAAAAGUUAGUUUGUUUUAUAUUUUUUGAAAAUUCAAAGAAAAAUCAAUAAUUUUAGAACCACCAGUCGUUUCUUCCCCAGCUGAUGAUAACGGUAAAAAUGGAACGGUUUCCAUGAAAACUGUAACCGCCGAAGAAUUGGAACAACUCUCCAACGCAAAAAUCGAUGAAACUCCAAGUGAACCAAAAAUUGUUGUUGAAGAAGGAAAUGUUGGAAUGAAACGUGUAUCAUCAGAACAAAUUAAAGCUUUCGAAAAAGCUGAAAUCAAGUCAUCAGAGAAAAAAGAGGAAAAAGAAAAGGUUACUGAAAAAAAGACAACCGGAAAAUAUACUAUUCCGGAAGCCGAAGGAAUGGAAGAUUCGAAUGAUGAGGAAACUGUUGAAGAGCAAAUCACAGAAAGUUUGAAUUCGGAGUUGAGUGAUGAAACAACACCAGCUUCUUCGGUUGAAACUACUGUAACAACUACAGCUGCACCAAUCACCACGUUAGUUUUUUGAGGGGGUUUCUCGAUAGUUAGAAAACCAACUUUAUAUAGAAAUAUUCAAAGACAUUUUUUCUGAGCUUGAUAUCAUUAUCAAUAUUUUAGAAAAUAAUAGACCCAACAAACAUUGUUGCAGAUCUACAAUCCAAUCAAAACCUCAAAAAUUCGACAAAAAAGUUGAUAAAGAAGGAAUGCCUCUUCCAAGAAUUACAACAACACCUGCCACCACAACAACAACUCUUGGUUAUCCACCAGCCGGUCGCUGUUCAUAUUCCGCUCUCUAUCAAACAUCUUUCCUAGGUAGACGUCUUCUCAAAACAGUUCACGUCAAAACUCCAGCUGACUGCUUUGCCGCCUGUUAUGCUCUGAGAUGUAGAUCAGCUAACUUGAUUGCUCAAGGAGGAUUGAAUAGUUGUGAAUUAUACAAAGAUUCAUUGAUUGAUUAUCGUCGUCCUGACAUGAUUGGAUAUGACGCGUCGACUGUUUAUUUCGAUGGUAUUAAUUGUGAUGGCUCACAGUGA